Molecule: messenger RNA, 3282 nt
Organism: Xenopus tropicalis (tropical clawed frog)
Lineage: Eukaryota; Metazoa; Chordata; Amphibia; Anura; Pipidae
Gene: pde7b
Product: phosphodiesterase 7B
Exons: 12
Coding region: 779-2278 (499 amino acids)
Biological process (GO): signal transduction
Molecular function (GO): metal ion binding; 3',5'-cyclic-AMP phosphodiesterase activity; phosphoric diester hydrolase activity
Source: RefSeq, a predicted model, not a curated record
CUCCCUCUUCCUCUGUAUGCAGUCUCUGGUAUGUGCUAUGAUUCACUAGUAUUUUCCUUCCAGAAGAAGUGCACCUUAGUUCCACAAACAAAGUCUUGAAGCAAGCCAAGCAUACUUUUGGUUCACUGAAAACCUAACAACUGAGGAGAGGAAGAUAAAUCAGUGAGUGAGGGAGAAAGGUCAUUAAAUUGCAUUACACCAAAUCAGCUUUAACAGCAUUUGUAAUGCCCUCAUCAUAAUGCAGUCAGAGAAAGGAAGGAUUGGCCCUGUUCCAGCAUAGAGGGAAGAGGCAGUUACAGACUGCUCUUGCCGGCUGCAAAGCUCUUCUCUCCGUCAUUCUUGUUCUGUUUGCACUGCAGGCUACAUUGCCGAGCUGGAAGCUUCAUAAACCUGUUGUUGUUCUAUAGUUUACAAGACCUACUUAAACGUAUUGUAACGACGGGAAAAAGAAAAAAGAAAUGAGAGAAAACUGUGAAAGAAAACUCCAUGUGAUUGACUUUUGUAGAUUUUUCAACUUCAAUCUGAAUUCUGUUAAGUGUGUCAAACCAAUUUGAGGAAAAGUAAGGAAGAAAUCUGGCAAACUGAAUUGGCAUCUUUCAAACCAAAUUAAUUCUGGAUUACCAAACAACAGGGAAACUUUUUCACAACUUAACCCUGACAGCAAGGCCUUUGCUAUCUCUUUAUCUUCCCUGUCCGAGUUUGGGCUGUUCUUUAGAAAGCAGACACAUUAUCCCAGCCACAGUCCCCUCCUGCUCUCUCGCAAGCAAGGAGGGACAGGAUGCCAGUGCUGGAUAGGUGCUUUAACUCUGCGGAGAUGGGCAGAAGUUGGAGAACAGCUGAAGUUCUAUUGCCACCUUCCAUGGGUAGCUUGCCAGCCUACCAUUCUGGAAACCUGACCUGUGAGUUGCCGGAAAUAAUAAAGAUGGUGAAACUCCUUUGGAAAUCAAAGACUGGCUUACAGAGUGUGAAGCAAAGGGGGCUGUUGGCCAAUGAAGAUGCCCUAGGUUCUCUACCAGGAGAUGCUCGAGUGAAAGGUCCAGCAGGGGUUCUCUCUGAACGCCGCGGUUCAUACCCUUUUAUUGAUUUCCGUCUUCUCAACAAUACUACACACUCAGGAGAAAUUGGCACGAAGAAAAAAGUAAAAAGACUUUUGAGUUUUCAGAGAUAUUUUCAUGCAUCAAGGCUUCUGCGAGGAAUUGUGCCACAAGCUUCUCUGCACUUGUUGGAUGAGGACUAUCUUGGACAGGCACGGCAUAUGCUGUCUAAAGUGGGGAUGUGGAAUUUUGACAUCUUCCUGUUUGAUCGCCUGACAAAUGGUAACAGCUUAGUUACAUUACUGUGUCAUUUGUUCAAUGUGCAUGGGCUUAUUCAUCACUUUCAGCUUGACAUGGUCAAAUUACACAGGUUUUUAGUAAUGGUUCAAGAAGAUUACCAUAGCCAAAACCCAUAUCACAAUGCUGUCCAUGCUGCAGACGUCACACAAGCUAUGCACUGCUACUUGAAAGAGCCAAAGCUUGCCAGUUUUCUUACACCAUUGGACAUCAUGCUUGGGCUAUUAGCAGCAGCAGCACACGAUGUUGACCACCCAGGGGUUAACCAGCCAUUUUUAAUAAAAACCAAACAUCACCUUGCAAGCUUGUAUCAGAACACAUCCGUGUUAGAGAACCAUCACUGGAGGUCCACUGUUGGAAUGCUGAGGGAAUCAAGGCUCUUAGCUCACCUGCCAAAGGAAAUGACACAGGAUAUUGAACAACAGUUGGGCUCUUUAAUACUGUCAACGGACAUCAAUCGUCAGAAUGAGUUCCUUAGUCGUUUGAAAGAUCACCUGAACAACAAAGAUCUCUGCUUGGAGGAUACAGAGCACCGGCACUUCAUGUUGCAGAUUGCUCUGAAGUGUGCUGACAUUUGCAACCCAUGCCGUGUCUGGGAACUGAGCAAGCAGUGGAGCGAAAGAGUCUGUGAAGAAUUCUACAGACAAGGAGAACUUGAACGAAAGCUUGGACUGGAUAUUAGCCCCUUGUGCAAUCAGCAAAAGGAUACUGUACCAAGUAUACAAGUUGGCUUCAUAACAUAUAUAGCUGAGCCCCUCUUUGUCGAGUGGGGCCACUUUACAGGGGACACACCAUUAUCUGUAAAUAUGCUAAACCAUCUCAGGAAGAACAAGUCUAAGUGGAGAGCACUGCUACAUAAGCAGCGCAGUAAAAGCAAUGACCGUUUGGGACAAGGAACAGAGGACAAAGAUGAUAAAAAGCUCACAGAAGGUGGAGCCCCACAGUGACUAUUUCAGACUCUUCUCUGUAGCAUUUCUGGCCUUUCCUUUGCUUCUAACAAUGAAGAAUGGUUUUAAAAAGCUCAGGUGAGCUGCUGUUGGUUUUCACAGCAGUUGGGGUAAAGCAGGGUCAAAGAAAGUAGAAAAGGAUUUAGGGUUGAGGUGGCCAAUCAUCUCUCCAUAUUCUGGUGUUCUGUUGUUUCACUCUCUCCAACUGUCUUAUUUCUGUAAGAGUUAAACCAGCACGCCCUGAUGGUCUUCAUUUUAUGCGGCCAGUGGAUUUACAUCUUGAUACAGUGGCUUUGAACAAUAGUCUUUGGACUUCGUAUACUUUGACUAGCAGAGCUGUGGAAGAGACCGUUUCACUUCCUAUAACUGCCCCAUCACCUGGAGUGGUUUGCUUUUUUGUUUUGUGGAAGCAAACACCUUGAAUAAAACCACAGAACAGACAAACACCAGCAUUAACUGGACUCAGAAGUGAUCAGUCUGAGAAAUGAACUUUAUUUUAAUAUGACCUGAAAGAAUCAGUAAAAAAAGAUAUCAUUUCUUCUUAAAUUUUAUAUUCAUAAAAGCUAUUUGAAAUAUUUGAAUUAAGCACUACCAUAGAAGACAAGAGACUUUUUUUAAUGCUUUAACACCACUUCGGAUUCUGGUAUUUUCGCUACUAUGAUGUGUAGUGCAUUGAAUUCUUCAUAAAGAAUGUGAUGGCCAUUUAAAAGUUGGUUGGAAAUGUUCAACGUUCCAACCCAUGGCUACUUUAUGAUUUUUAAGACUGAAGGUUUAAAGUUGUUAUUGCAAAUUGUGUAUAGUCCCACUUGUAUAUUUUCUGUAUAUACUGAGCUUCUUACCCACAUGCCAAAAUAAUGAAAUGUUGAAGAUCAGCUACCUGUACAAAUAUUGGCACUGUGAACAGAAAACUGUUACUUUUAACAAAAAAAAUAGCUUUUGUAAAUAUGGUAAAUAGAUUAUCUCUAAUAGUGCUUUCAUUUUCAUAUAAAGGCCUUAAAUUUUAA